GUCGCCGCGUGAAUGAUCCUGCGUACGGCGGCGUAAACACCGAGCGCGGAUUCCAAGAAAUGACGUAGCGCCGUCAACACCUCGGUCGAAAAACAAUCUAUUGGAAUCCGCCCUCGUACUACGGCGCCGUAAACACAGUAGAAAAACCGCGGGCGGAUUCCAAUAGAUUGUUUUCGACCGAGGUGUUCACGGCGCUACGUCACUUCUUGGAAUCCGCGCUCGGUUUUUACGAUGUUUACGCCGCCGUACGCAGGAACAUUCACGCGGCGACAGUCGAAUUGAUCGCUUCGCAUAUCGUAUUAUUCUUUCUUCGUACGCGUUCGCGACAAGUGCGGGAAGAAAUCGCGGUCGCUCUCUGCGAACAAUCAAUGAUCGAUAUCAUCGUGCGCGAUCGUUGAAUUCCCGUGAUUUGUGUCAGUGAUUUGUGCGGGUGUCAGUGCGACGAUAUAAUCGAACAGUUCGCAGUGCGCAAUCGAACUCAUUGUCAGUGACAAUCGGACACAGUGAAAACCGAAAAAGUGGAAUUUGGAUACAGUGAGGGCACAGAUUAAUAGACAGAUCGCCAAAGGCCCGGGUGAAGACGAGACCACCUGCACACUUUGCCCCUUACCGCCAGCGCUGCCCCUAGAAGCGAGUCUGUACUAAAUACAAUCCGAUUUUAUCGAUAGAAUUGACUAAAUUUAGCCUGGACUCGCACCAAAAGGCCAAAAUUGUAAAUAAGGCAAAGUGUGUAGUGAAGUUUAUUAAUGGUGUCUAUUAAUCUGUGGUGAACGUGACAAUUUUGUGAUUUUCUCGCGAAAGCGGUCCGAAAUACUCCACUUUUCCUUCUAAUACCGAUCGUCGUCAACACAGAACGACACCGUCGGUAAACUCCAGCAAUUACUCCGGAAUGAUACAGGCGUAGUAAAACGCCGCCGGGGUUACGUCUAAUUAUCGCACGUGUGUAACCUGCAAGAGGAUACCGUGAAGUUGACCAAUUCCCACCUGAAGAUCUCGCAAUGCUUUCGGACUGAACGAACCGCGAUCGAUUAUAAUGCGAAAUACGCUCGCGGCUAAAUUGCUCGCACGCCGAAUUUACCUGAUCUCAUCGAUCCUCACGCCGUGUCGCAGUAAGUACUCGCACAUACCUAGGCACGUGCUGAAGAUGAACGAGGCAUUUCUCCGCUACGAGAGCGGCAACGAUACGUUCGACAUCUCGUUUCGCUAUGUGGACGAGACGGCGAAGCUCGACCGUCAGUUCAACUUUUCCCGGCAAGCCGCGGAAAGCGUCAACAAUUUCCUCAAAAGGGUCGACACGAAUGUUUGCAAAAUUAUAACCAAGAAGAUAGACAGAAAGAGGAAGAAAAAUCCUGCUGUGGAGUCGCCCGAUUUGGUAAAGGAUAAUGUGCAGACCGGGAAGAUCAUGCUUCUCAAGAAUGACGUCAAAGUUGAUGGCGAAACGUUAUGCGCGAGCCUUCUGCAGGACCCCGCGGAGUUAAAACUGGUCAUUUUCGAGAAGACCUUCUUGGUGAAGCUGAACGCGCCUUACAUUAUCAGUAUUUCGUUGCCCUCGAGCAUACUGGCAGGUUUUCCUGCCUAUCCAGCCAAGUUCGAGUCAUUGUACACCGACACGAAGCAAUCGACGUUCGACUGGUACAAAUCCGACGCUGCUAACAAGAAACUGAACAUGUGGACACACGUAGGCAGUGGAUACCUAUAUGUACCCAGCGUGGCCGACAUUGGCUGCCAUUUGAAGAUCAGUUGCGAACCGUGGAACGAAUCUGAUUCCGGCUGCAGGAUGGAAGUAGAGUCGAAGAAUGCCGUGGAAGCCGGGCCUGGACUAUGCCCGUUCGACAUCCGGCAUCAGUUCACGAAACACAAAUUAUCGGGCAGAAGUUUCAGGGUAAUAUGUUAUAAUAUACUGGCAGAUACGUACGCAGAUUCUGAUUUUUCUAAAGAUGUAUUGUUUCCGUACUGCCCACAAUAUGCGUUAGACAUGGACUACAGAAAGCAAUUGAUACUUAAAGAAAUAAUAGGUUUUAACGGUGAUAUAAUUUGUUUGCAAGAAGUGGAUAGAAGUAUGUACGAACAUGAUUUAUUGCCUUCUCUGUACAUGCUGAAUUACGACGGCAUGUUCGUUACGAAGCAUGAAAUUAGCGAAGGGCUCGCCACGUUUUUCAAUCAGGACAGAUUUGAGAAGAUGGGAUUUGAAUACAGUACAAUAGCUCAAAACGUUGAUUUUCCUAAAUUUGCUGACAUCUGGUCCAAAAUCGACAAUGACAAGAUAAAGGAAAGAUUUUUGGGCAGAAAUACGACCGUUCAGGUGACGACGUUACGAUCGAAAGAGAACCGAUCUGAGAUCUUGAUCGUCGGCAACACGCAUUUAUACUUUAAACCUGAUGCGGAUCAUAUACGUCUAUUGCAAGGAUAUUAUACGGUUACAUAUGUACAUGCUGUCGCGAGAAGAAUUCAGGAAGAGAAUCCCGAAUGUAACGUGAGCGUGAUACUUUGCGGAGAUUUUAACAGUGUGCCGGAAUGCGGCAUUUAUCAACUGAUGACUGAGAAUUACGUUCCGGAAACGUGCGAAGAUUGGAAAAGCAAUGCUGAGGAAGUUGUAAAAAACGUAUCUUUAACGCAGGACCUUUGCAUGUCUAGCGCUUGCGGCACGCCGGAAUAUACAAACUACACGCCAGAGUUCUCUGCCUGUCUGGAUUAUAUAUUUUAUGAGAGAGACAAGCUCGAGGUGGAACAAGUGGUCCCGAUGCCCAGUAAGGAGGAGCUUACCCUUCACACGGGUUUGCCGUCCGUGGUGUUUCCCAGUGAUCAUAUAUCUUUAUGCGCCGAUUUAAAAUUUAAAGGAUAAUUAAUGUUGAAAAUGACAAAAGCGCUACUUCUAAUAUUUCGUGAACAUAUUUUGAGAAUUUGUGCAAAUAAAAGGGCUUUUAAUCAUGGAGCGCUAACGUGAAAUCUUCAUUGCAAUCACUCAAACUCAUUGUUCUUAAGUGCUUUUCCAGUUUGGAAUAAUUCGAUGUUUAAAUUGUUUAUUUCAUCUUUAUACAACUUUAUAUCUUUACAUAAUUUAAGAAUGAAUUUUGUAUUUACAGAUUAAUUUAUUGUAUAUUGCGCAUCAAAGAUCAAGUGAAAGUUUGUUACAAUUUAGAGAUUAGGCUUCUUUUGGCAUUACAGAGAUAUUGAAGUAUCAUUCAAUCAUUGCAAUGUCACGAUUAGAAAGUCAUAUAAUCUUGACUAAUCGAGAAAAUAUCAUUUUUUGCAACGGAUACAUGCUGCGUAAUUUUAUAAUAAGUUGUUCAUAUCAGUCGGCACAUAGCAAACUUGUUCUCGAACAAUAAACAGACUAUAAGGAACACUAUUGAUUAGGAGAAAUGUAUUGUUCAAAAAUGCAAUUAGUUCCCGUAAUCUAGAACAGAUCCUUCAUUCCAGGUGCAUCACAUUAAUUUCAUUUAUCUCAUCAAAGUGUACAUUCAUAUUUCAGUAGUACGAAGGUACAAUAAAAUGACGGUUGCUUAUGUC
Molecule: messenger RNA, 3510 nt
Organism: Vollenhovia emeryi
Lineage: Eukaryota; Metazoa; Arthropoda; Insecta; Hymenoptera; Formicidae
Product: 2',5'-phosphodiesterase 12
Exons: 8
Coding region: 1034-2842 (602 amino acids)
Biological process (GO): nuclear-transcribed mRNA catabolic process, deadenylation-dependent decay
Cellular component (GO): mitochondrion
Molecular function (GO): 3'-5'-RNA exonuclease activity
Source: RefSeq, a predicted model, not a curated record